AGAAACCCAUCCCACGAAAAACACCUUUGGGAUGUAUUUUGAAACACUGGGAAGAUCUGGGGGGCGAUCCGUUGACUCAGAAACAACUGACUGAGUACUGUUGGCCAAUAUAUAUUUUGGAAGGUGAAGUGGCCAGAGAAUGGAACAUUGCAACAUAAUAUCAUCUGACAGUUGAUGUUGUUUUGUAAGAGAGAAGGUAAAUAGGAUGAAAUGGCUUAUGUUGAUCUGUUCCUUACAUUGUGGAAUCAUCCGGAGUGGCAGAAAGCGUGUGGAAUAUCAUCUGGUUAUUUGGCAAUGGUUUUGAAGGAAGAAGAGUUUGAUAAAAGAUGCUGUUCGGGAUGUAGUAAGGAGUGUGGUAAAAAUCUGAGAAGGUGGUGUUCUCUUUGUAAUAUGAAUGAAGGAACGGAAGAGAAUGAUGUUGAAUUGAUGGUUGCACCUCACCGUAGAAGGGGUCAGGGAGCCCAGAAUUUGGGAGGUAAUGAUCCAUCUGCUCCCCCUAUGGAAGAGGAAGCAGAGGGGUUUAGCCCAGUUUUGGGAAGGACAUGAGGGAGGAGGGGGGAGGCCGGACAGGCCCCUCUCCAAGCCCCUCUCCGAGAAGCGGUAGGAAAUGAUGGUCCGGUGGGGGUAAAGGUUCCUUUUUUGAUUACUGAUUUAAGAUCAUAGAAAGAGAUUGCAGGUCCUUAUCGGGAGGACCCUGAGAAGGUAGCUAAGGCAAUUGAAACAAUAAUUAGAACUCAAGACCCUGAUUGGAAUGAUUUACAAGUAAUAUUGGACACUUUGCUCGAUGAUACUGAAAAGAGACUGGUGCUGAAUGCUGCUAGAAAACAGGUAGAGGGAGCACAUGCUAACGGAGAUUUACAAGGGAGAGCGGACCAGAAUUUUCCAUCUACAAAUCCCGAGCGGGACCCCAAUCAACUGGGACCCAGGGGAAUGUUGACUAGAUAUCAGCGGUGGAUUUUAUUUGGUGUAAGACAUGCAAUGCCAAAAGCAUUAAAUUGGUCCAAAAUUUAUGAAGUAAGACAAGAACCAAGUGAGUCCCCCUCAGCCUUUAUGGAAAGACUGAGGGUGACUGCUAGAAAAUGUACCAAUUUAGAUCCAGAAAAUCCAGAAGCAGCAGCACCAUUGGCCUCUCUAUUUAUGGGGCAGUCAGCCUCGGAUAUGAGGAAAAAAAAAAAAAAAAAAAAACACAAAAACCCAAAAAAAAUCGCAACAAAAAAAAUGCCUUUGACUGUAUAUUUUUGGUUUCAAGUUCCGUGCUUUUGUUUUCAAAAAGAGCAAGUCCCUUCCUUUGUUCCUGAUUAACCUUAGAAGGUUUUGCACCGAAACUAAGUGUGGACUGUCUUAAUGCCAGGACGAGGAAGCAUUCAGGUAAAAUGGGAUCGAAACAGAUUGCGCAGGAAACGUUUGAUGAUGCUGUGCAAGAAAACAUUACAGAAUUUGAAAUGGAUCCAGAAGAGGCUGUGAGAGAAGCUGUGCAGCAGUUUGAGUCCCAAGGUGUUGACCUAAGCAAUAUUGUGAAAGCGGUACGGCAGCCUGCCUCUGAAAAUGGUCAAAAGCAAAAGCAUGAAAUUUUGCUGACUUUAGAUUCCCUUGGGAGAGCUGUUGCUGACUCUGAUCUUGCCGAGAUGGCCGAGCAGCUAGGGGUCUUUGCUGAUCAGUGCAAAGAACAGCUGGCUUUCCGCUACCUGGCUGGGCAGAAUGGUGCCUAUUCUGUGGUAUUCUCUGCCUGCCAAUUGGCUUCAGGAGACAGAAAUUUAAUGCUGAAGGCCUUUUAUACUCUGUCUGCCAUCCUGGAUGGGCAGCCAGACCUGCUUGACUCCGCUGGCCAGGAUCUACUGCUACAAACUCUGAAAGAAUACAGGGAGGAUGCAGAAAUGACGCUGGCUGGGAUCCGAUGCAUUCGGCACGCCUGUCUGAAACAUGAGCAGAAUCGUCAAGACUUUGUGAAAGGCGGGGUUCUCCCGCUUCUGACCAGCGCUAUAGUCCAGCACGGAGGCAGUGCCGAUGUCGUCCGAAUGGCCGCCUCAGCGCUCAGGGUCAUGACGUUUGAUGAUGACAUCCGCGUGCCCUUUGGUCAUGCUCAUGAUCAUGCCAAAAUGAUUGUGUUGGAAAACGAUGGGUUAAGAGUCCUCAUUGAAGCUGCAAAAGCAUUCACAGAUAACUCCAGUGUUCUCAGUGAACUGUGUGCCACCCUUUCUCGCCUCUCUGUCAGGAAUGAAUUCUGUCAAGAAAUUGUGGACCUUGGCGGCUUAAAUUUUAUGGUGGCUCUCCUGGCUGACUGCAUCGACCACCCGGACGUGGUGAAGCAGGUGCUGAGCGCCAUCCGAGCGGUUGCGGGUAACGACGAUGUGAAAGAUGCCAUCGUUAACGCUGGGGGAACGGACCUCAUUGUGCUCGCUGUAAGCCAUCACCUUGCCAACCCUCAGAUCUGUGAGCAAGGUUGUGCAGCCUUGUGCAUGUUGGCUUUGCGCAAACCUGAGAACUGUAAUGUCAUCAUGGAAGGCGGAGGGGCGUUGGCAGCUCUUCAGGCUAUGAAAGCGCACCCACGAGAAGUGGCUGUACAGAAACAGGCUUGCAUGCUGAUCCGAAACCUGGUCUCCCGGAGCCGGGACUUUUCUCAGCCCAUCUUAGAGAUGGGAGCUGAGAACUUAAUAACAGAAGCUCGUGCAACGCACAGGGACUGCGACGAUGUGGCCAAAGCUGCGCUGAGGGAUCUUGGCUGCAAAGUGGAGCUCCGAGAGCUGUGGACGGGUCAGAAGGGAAGCCUAGCUCAGUGAAUCACCGCUCUGCUGAG
Messenger RNA from Egretta garzetta (little egret), 2794 nucleotides. RefSeq names its product armadillo repeat containing 6 (gene ARMC6). The coding region runs from base 1374 to 2777 and encodes 467 amino acids. The record is from RefSeq and is a predicted model, not a curated record. Gene Ontology annotation, molecular function: protein binding. Gene Ontology annotation, biological process: hematopoietic progenitor cell differentiation. NCBI's taxonomy places the organism in Eukaryota, Metazoa, Chordata, Aves, Pelecaniformes, Ardeidae. The transcript is spliced from 7 exons.